Messenger RNA from Caenorhabditis briggsae, 726 nucleotides. Lineage: Eukaryota; Metazoa; Nematoda; Chromadorea; Rhabditida; Rhabditidae. The transcript has 5 exons. Bases 1 to 726 code for a protein of 241 amino acids. The record is from RefSeq and is a predicted model, not a curated record.
AUGCUUCUAAUCGUUACACUUCCAUUUUUCGCCAGUCUAACACUUGUCAACUGUCUGAAAGCGCACUGGAAAUUUAAGGGAGACGAACUCAAAGAGGCGCCAUCAGAAGUCUAUGUCAAAACGGUCUCUAUGAAAGAAAGAAAACCACAGAAGAGUGAGAAAAAAGUGAAGAAGACAGAUGUUAAGGAUAAUAAGAAGAGGAAGAAGCUGGCGAAAUUUUUUAUUUUUAAUGGGAAAGAAGAGGAUUUGAAAACUCCCAACCAGUCGUUGUCUCUAGAUUCCACUCAGGAUUCUGAUGAAGAGCACGAAUCUCCAUUGGGUUCUUCUUAUGAGUUCAGUGGGGAUGAGAAGCUCAAAGGGAUUCAACUUCUUCCAUCGCCACGUCCCGGAAUGAUAAAAGAGUUGAAGGCAGAGGCGAGAAGAAUGAGACGUGGGCAGCAAAGUGAACGGGAUGAUUGUCUUUAUUCUGACGAAGAAGACUCUCUUUUCAAUAUCGAAUCUUUGAUGCACGACCCAGCAACUCUCAAGUCUUGUCAAUCUGGAGUUCCACUAGAAAUUCAAGAUUCUCGAAUCCUUCGUGUCAACCAAGAUCGCCUCGGCUACAAAAAGAGUCAUACCACAUAUGCUCAAUCCUCGAUGUCUCCAUACUCCCGUCGUCUGUCUCCAUCGUCUUCUGACGACUCUGCAACAACUUCUGAUCAGAUUACUGUCAUUCACAAUAUCUAG